Scylla paramamosain (green mud crab) is the source of this 15350-nucleotide messenger RNA. RefSeq names its product multivesicular body subunit 12B-like (gene Mvb12). Bases 1817 to 2779 code for a protein of 320 amino acids. The transcript is spliced from 7 exons. Gene Ontology annotation, cellular component: late endosome; ESCRT I complex. The record is from RefSeq and is a predicted model, not a curated record. Gene Ontology annotation, biological process: viral budding; virus maturation; regulation of epidermal growth factor receptor signaling pathway. Lineage: Eukaryota; Metazoa; Arthropoda; Malacostraca; Decapoda; Portunidae.
UGCUUAGGGAGUGGUGGUGACAGUUUUCACACUUGAGUAAACUGUUACUGGAAUGAAGAUUGUGAGUUUCUUUAUGUUCUAUUGUCUUUUAUGUUAUUUCAGUACAGCUUAUGCUCAUAUGUGGAGAAACUAUAUGCAGAUGUAUAACUGAAUGUCAACAGAGCCUGUAUAUUGACAACUUUUUAUUUGUUAGCAUAUAUGUCUGCCCUGGCACUGGGAAGGGGUUAAUGAAGAAUGCUCCAGGUGAUGUUGCAUUAGUAUUUUCUGUUGCACCUUUACAUGGUUGGGCUGACAAGACAUUAAAAGCUAACUUAUUACCACUUGGGCACUGGUGUUUGUUGUGGCUCCAUGGGAAGUGAGUUGUGCACUUUAGUAUCCUGUCAGAGAUUCAUUCUAGCCUCUCCCUCUCAUGGCUGCCCUGCUUGAAUUUCCCAUUGUGUCAAAAUAUGAUGCAUUACACAGUUGUUUGAUCUGAUGAGACAUGUCACACACACAGCCUAGGAUCAGGACACAGUCACCUGCCUUCUCUUGUCCAGGCAGGAAAUAUGUGUAGUGAUUCCAACAUGCCUGGAUCAUCACCAGCCUUCCUUCACCACCCUGCACACCCUACCUGUGCAGGUGCAUUAGUGGAACACAAUUACAAAGGUGACUCUUAUGUACAUUAUUUUGUGGCUGAAAUGCCACUGAUACAUUUGCUUGCUUGGCCACUAAGUCACCAUAGUUGCAACUGUGUGCAGCCACACAGACACUAGCUUUCCUCACCCAAGACUGUACAUCACUUCCUCAUCUUUGCACCUUGCAACAUUAACAUUUAAUGUAACAUUUCUUGAUUUUUCAAGUGCUUACACUGCUAAGAGAGAGAGGACUGAAGCAUACCUUUCCACACUGGUGAUGUUUGUAGAGGACGUGUCAUAGAAUAAGGACAAUAUUAAGAAGGGAUCUAGUCUGUACACAGAAAUCAGGGAAAAAACAACAACUUGAAAACUUAACAACACUCACUGUAUCCAAGUACAAAUCAUCAUCACCUGUAUAAUACAUAAAUCCAAUGUCAUAAUACAAUAAUACAUGCAAAUUAUUAUAAUAUAGCCAAAUAUCUAACUGUAAAACCUACACAUCAAAGGCAUGGGAGUGACAAAGGGACAAGGACUACUUAACAAUGUGAGGGCAGCACAGACACAGGCACUGUGGUUCCUGGGAUUGAAAUAGAGUUGUGGGAUGAAGACUUCCUCUAUCCAAAGAGGAAAGAACUGAGUGGAUUCUCCAGGUGUUCAGUCUGCAAGUUCAAAUCCAGCACUCAAUAAAUCUGGAAGGGUAGGAAGGCAGACUGUAUGGACUCUCCCUCUGUGCUUGAGUGAACUGUGGUUUGAAGCAACAAAACUUCAUUACCUGUAGUUAGAAUGCUGAUGGAGUAGCAAAACAAUAAACAUUUGAGAGAAGAGAGGCGUGGAUGAGCAUAACAACUUACCUGUAGUUAGAAUGCUGAUGGAGUAGCAAAACAAUAAGCAUUUGAGAGAAGAGAGGCGUGGAUGAGCAUAACAACUGGUUAGUGAGAUGUUAGGGUGGAAACGGAGGUGAUUUUCAUGCAGAUUCCUGGAUCACAAAGAAUAUCAGACAGCAACAGAUUCUUGCACCCUUACUUAGUUGUUGAUUUCUCUCCCAUUCUACAUUAAGAACAUAAGAAAAUAAGGAAAGCUGCAGGAAGCCAUGAAGCCCACACAUGGCAGUCCCUGUACCUCUAUAUGAAGAAUAUAAGAAAAUAAGGGAAGCCGCAGGAAGCCAUGAAGCCUGCACUUAGCAGUCCCUAGUUGGUGAGUGAAUGAUGCGUGAUCUGUACAAUGCCCUGCCACUGCCCGAUGACAGACCAAUUACAUCUGUGUGUGUGGUGGAGGAGCUGUCGGGAUGUCCACCAAACUACACUGCUGUGUCCAAAACCCAUGACCAAGACAUAGAUGCAGAUCUGUACAAGGAUGGCUUCUUCCGGCGGGUGACUCGAUACCUCUGUCACAGCAAGGUGGAUGGCUACAUGGGCUAUGUGGUGGAGCACAUGGCCAUUGUUAAUGAUCGUGACUCUCGCCCCACAGGAUACACCAUUGUGGAACAGACCUUUGACACCAGUCAGAAGGCAUUCAAGAAGAAACAGCUGUGCUACAAGCAGGUGCCCCAAAACAUGGCCUCACAAACCAUUACUGACAUCAUCAUCCUCAGCCGCUCCAAGAUGGCUCCUGAAGGCUUCUCUCUGGUGGGAGAGAUGAAUGGCCUGUGUAUCUGUGUCAAGUGUGGCCCGGCACCAGCCCCUGGCCUCAACAAGUCUGGGGGACAGCCGGCCUCUACAGCCCUUCCUUACGGGAUGGAUCCCAGGCGAGGAGUAAGUGCUGGAGGGGAAGGUGUUGGUGGGGGAGGGGGGAGAAUGUAUCCUGGUCUGAUGCCAACUAGGCCUGCGCCGGAUCUGCCUCCUGUCACUGGCAGUCCUGGACCCGGCCGGCCACAGGGUCCUGCUCCCCCACUACCUCCCCGUGUCAUGAGGUACCCAGCCCCUCACACCCCUUCCCCCACACACCAUGCCAUGGCUCACACAGACACCAGCACCCUUUAUGGGCCGGGACAGUCAGCUCUUUUUGGGGUACCAUUUGUGCUCAACAAGAAGUAUGUUAAGUCUGGUGAUAGUGCCACUGCCAACAUCCCAACCUUCAGCAAGAAAAGCAGACAACAGAUAGAAGAUGAGUUCUAUUACAACUUCACUCUGGAGCAAGACAUUGUGCAGCGACCUUCCACCACCUGAGGGAGCUCCCUGCCUCCUCCUGUGCCAGCCUGCACGUGCUCUCCACCACACACUCCUCCUUGUGCUCCUAUUGUCUGAUUGGUGACUUGCUCACUUUCUCCUUCCUAUACCUCAGAUUUGUCAGUCAGCUCUUACAUGAAAUAUUGCUUGUUACUCAAAAAAAAUUUUAGUAGUUUUUUCAGGUUGGUAACUAAAUUCAGGGGUUCAGAGCCAGUUAUUGUUUUUUGUCUUUUAUAUCUUGACUUUCAAUUUUUGUGUCAUUUUAAUAGAACAUCUCUUCAUAAUCAGUAAUAUUAGAUUCUGUUCCCAUCUAUAUCACAGUCAGGGGCAGAGUGAUGUUGCUGGUGUUUUCUGCUAGGAAGUCGUAAAUCUUAGAUGAAUUUACAUGAUGCCAAAAUAUAGGUCACAAUGACUGGUACAUUUAUGAUACAUGGUUGAGAUCACACAUCUUGUAUAGGAUUAAGGUCUUCUAUUUUUACCAGCAAGAAAUAACUGCUGUAUGCAUUAGAUUGCAGUUGAUUAUGAGACACAUCAUCUUGAAGAGGGAUAACUGGCAGGGUUUAUUAUGAAGUGUGAUAUGAGGCCAGCUAGAGUGUCAGCCUUCUGAUAGACUGCUGCAUGUUCAGGAGGUCGGCAGUGCCAUGUUCAAGCCACUUCUCAUGUAAGACAAAUUCUUCCUUUGACUAAGCUGAACAUUUUCUUCACAUGCACUCAAAUUGCCUGCUGCUUUUGUGUUAUGAUUUGCUGAGUCAUGCACUAAUUCAGCAUAUACUCAGUUUGGCAAGAUUUUUUUUUUUAUUAACUUAUUUGGCAAGAUUUUUUUUUUUAUUAACUUAAUGUGGAUUAUAUCUAUUUUAUUGGCUUAGCUCUGGGUCAAGCUGCAUAUACCACGUUUCUUUUAGUUUCCCUUUAUUUCAUCAACUUAGGCCUGUUAUAUAUACUGUUUUUUUAAACUUGACAGGAAUUAGCUAUCUUUUGGUGUCCAUCAAACACCAGACAGGGUAUAAUAUUUUAAUGUGGUCUGAUGUGUUGUGCCAAACACAACUUUUUGUUUUCUUUUUUUUUAGUAUUACAAAUGCAUUUGGAACCCCUUUAUUGUCAUUAGUAUUACAAAUGCAUUUGGAUCCCCUUCAUUGCCAUUAGUAUUACAAAUGCAUUUGGAUCCCCUUCGUUGCCAAUGUCGUGUUUCUCUGCAUAGUCAAGAUCUAAAUUUUUCAGGGAAGAAAGACUGCUGUUCUCUUAAAUAGAUUCCCUUUUCUCUUUCUAGUAUAGAGGAUAAUGUUGGGAUGCCUUUGCCAUUAUAUUUUGCUGCUGCAUAUAUUCUGUGGGGAAGUUGCACUCAUUCACCAUGAAAAAAAAAAAAAAAAUCACAACUAAGAAGUCACAUUUCUGGAUGGAACCAACCAAUGUUUUCUUCCUGAGGUAGAAGUUACGAAAACUGUUGUUUGUAUGCACAUAAAUGAACAACAUUAUAUUCAAAAUUUCAGAAGACCAUCAUUUUAGAGAUUUUAGGAUGUCACAAGUCACUUAUAGUUUUAUGAAAGCUAUAUAGUUUUAUGAAAGCUAUUUAAUUUUAUGAAAGCUAUAUAGUUUUAUGAAAGCUAUUUAAUUUGACUUAUGUAAGGAAAGACCAUUUCAAAGCCAAAAAGAAAAGAAGUAGCAUACUUGCUUGACUCUUUAGAGGAUAUUGGCCAUGGCUGGUGUCAUUAAUAACAUAUUGCUGUAGAGGCUGAUCUGUUUACACAUGGCAUUAAUAUUCAGCUUGCUGCCAUACACUACAUGGAGAAUAGUGUAGUCACUUAAAUCAGUAUCUGCCUUGUAGACCCCAUGAGGCAUUGGUUUUUGCAAAUAUCUUCUAAACAAACAGUUAGAUUAAUAUGAUUUUUAGUACAGCUUGUUGGACACUGUUUCCUAAUGCGUGUUUCAGUAAGGGAGGUUUCCUUAGCUUUGAAGACAAGACUGCAAGAGCUGAGAUGUUUGGACAUCUUCCUUUCCUUCCAUCCUUCUUACCCCUUAUCCUCUUUAAACAUCUCACUUAAACCAUCCCUUUCAGUGUGUCUACUCUCAGCUCUUGCCAGCUUUACCUUCAAAACUUAGAAAUAAUCUUCAUGAUGAAACAGACUUUGCAAUACACUAUAGUCCCAUGGAUUAGGGAACAGUCUCUGACAAGCUGUGCCAAAAUGUCACAUUGAUGCAACUGUUUGUUUAGAAGAUAUUUGAAGAAAUAUGAUGCCUUGUGAGGUCUAAGAUGUAUAGUAGCUACAUAACAGAAUAAAAUCCAUCAUGAAGGCUGAGCAAGGCACCCACAUGCACAGGCACAACCACAAGCAUUCCCUGAGGAUGAAUUGAAAUAGUAUUCUAGGCUCUUGUUUUUGUAAUAUAUUUGAUUUUGUUACAAAGAUGCCAAUGACAACCAGGGACCAAGCUUGAUUUGAUCACAAGUGUUUCACAUAUUCUGUAAAAUGUCCAUCUUGAAAGAUGAGUGCUUGUGAAUGCCUGGGGUUUACUCUUUAUUGAAAGGCAUACAUUUCUUAUUUUGUAAAUUUAGACUCAAGUUCACAGUGGAAGGAGCAGGAAAGAUUUUUGGUUUGUUAGGAAAAGUCAGCCAGAAAUACUUAUUGUGGCCCCCUUGCAGGCUAAAACAAAGAUGUCAUUUGAGUAAUAUGUUGUCCAGAAUAAAUUUUUUGUAACUGGUUUAUAAUCACUGGGAAAAGAGAGAGGGGAGCAGUGACAGUGCUUGUUGAUAAGAUAUGAUGAGUUACUGUGGUUUGUAUACAUGCUGUAUAUAGCUGUGGUGGGUGGGUGAGUGAGGGAGAGAAUACUUGUGGAGCUGUGAGCUGUGGUGGUUGAGUGGGUGGGGUGAGAUAGGAAGAUAAGUUAUAAAAUUGAAGUAUUGGUAGAUACAUACCCACAGAAUAUGUGAUGUAAAAAGCCUCUUUUCAGAAGAAUUUCAAUAAGUCUAUAAGCCAGUUGCACCAUCAGCAUGUGCUUCCAAUGGCUGACCAUCUGUAAUAGUCUUUCUCACUUGGUGAGGCUUUAAAGGUCUGAAAAGUGAGAGUAAUAUUUAGAUAUACUGAUAAUUUAUUUGAAAAAUUUUCUGCUGAGCAAUGAGCCAACAUCAAAGUACUAAAGCAAAAGAGUACACAAUUUGUGGAGAUGGAGAUGCGAGCUAUAUAAAAUAAGUAAUUAAUAAAAAGUAAUUAUAUACAGAAGAACCCUUGCAACUGGUGUCAAACUGCAAUUAUUACUUUUUUGCAUCAGGUGAAUUAAGUGGAGACUUUGAGCUGUUAGACUAGAAACCAAGCAUAAAGCAUUUGUGACAGAGAAAUUGUGCUUACAGUAACAGAUGAUAACCCAAUGGGUUUAGAGAUGCAGUGAGUCAUUACAUGCAAUAUUUUAUUGCCCACACUGUGCAUAUUCUGUCCCAACAUGUUCUGCUAACGGGAAGAAAGAUUUAUUGGUCCAUUCUGGACAUGUUUUGGAAACUAAUUCACUUUCAAGCACUGAUACAACUUUCUUUUGUAUGUUAAAGCUCAACUGUUUGCUUUAUGCAUAUGAAGCAAAAUACAAUUUGAUUUUAGAAUUUUGCUGUUAAAGAUAGCAAGAAGCUGGAGUAUUUGUCCACAAGUUACAUAUCACCAUGCUGAAUAACAAGGUCCUGGCAGAUGCAAAAGCCUAACUAUUAAAAUAGAACACUAGCUUUUGAAAGUAUGAUGGAUAGUGUAUACAUGCUCUUGGUCUACUUGAUGGACUGCAUCAUAAAAGUAAAGGGUGUCUAGAGGAAAGCAGUGAACUCAACAUGUGUCUGGCUAAACAAAAUAGUAGGCAUGUUCAGGGAUGCAGCCAGAGCUGUGCAUCAGAAUGAUGUAGCCCAAGCAAUGAACAGGCAUGUUAAACUUACAUUCAGAAUUUUCCUCAUCCCUAUUUUUAUCGUGUGAAAUUAUUAUUUACCUAGCUUACCUAGAUGUAUUGUAUAGGGCAUGAGCCAAAGCUCAUUUUGUCCUGUCUCCAUAAGAGUUUCUCUUUAAACAUGUGUACACUGUUUGCCACAACCACCUUUUCCUUCAGAUCAUUCCAGAUUUCAGUAGUUUGAUAUGGAGAGCUGGAUUUCUAGAUAUUGCUUGAACAUCCAUUAUUUAUUUUCUUCCCAUGCCUCCUCAUGUCUCUCUCCCUCUUCCAUCUGUGGUACCAGGUAAUUUCUGUCUAUAUUAUUUCCUUUGUAAGCACAGAUUGAAAACAUUCAUUCAUUAGUUCACUUAUCCUCAUUUGUUUCAUAAAUUCUUCCUUCUCUUUUUAACUUGUUUAUGUCAUCCCAAUGUUACAUUUUUCUGUUUACAUAUCUGAAGAAGAGCUUUUCCUUGCAUUUUCUUAUGUCACUUUCAAAUUUCUUUCUUCCUCUAUAUUCAUUUCUAUAUUAAUUUCUUGCCUUUCUGUAUUUUUCUCAAGUAUUUCCAAAUUUCUUUCUUCCUCUCAUUAUACUAUAUUCAUUUCUUGCCUUUCUGUAUUCUUCUGCAAUAUUUCCAUUCAGUUGUCGAAUAAUUUUCUUCCAUGCCCUGUCCUUUUUCUUUUUUGCUUCUAUACACCUGGUAUUAUACCAUUUAUGCUUCCUGAUUGUCACUUUAUAAUUUGGCACAAACUGUUGCACCCCCUGUCUAUACUUGCUCAAAAAUCUCAUUUUCUCAUAUUUUCUUGAACUACUUUACCUUUAAAUAGCUCUUUCCAGUUAAUUUUUUCAUAAAAUUCAUUAAGCUUUGCAAAAUUUGUCAUUGCAUAAUUUUCUCCCCCAUUUCAGUAUUGUUCUUUCCUGUACAACACUUUUUCCUCCUGUACUACUAUUUCUACUGUCACAUAAUUGCUUCUUCCCAUUAGACUCAGACAAUGUAUACUCAGUCUACUUUCUGGGGUUUUUGGAAGCACCAAGUCCAAUUGUGAUGGUUCUUGUCCUCUGCAUCUUGUAGGUUUGUUCAUCCACCAUCUCAUUGUAUUCACCAUCAUGAUUUGCAUAAGUUCUUUACUCCAUGACCCAACAUUUUCUUUCACUUUCAUCUCCUCCCAGUUAAUUCCUUUAGUGUUGAAGUCACCUACUAAGAGCACUUUGUUACUUUCCUCUAUCAUUUCUUCUAUACUAUUUCUUGUUUCUAGUUGCAUGAUUAUGUAUCUAUUGGUCUCCCACACAUUAGAUUUUGGUGGUAUGUCCAUCACAAUAACUCCUUUUUCACUUCCUAUGAUCUUGAUCACAACACAAAGUUUCUGCGAUUCCAUCAUCACAUUCCACUUCCUCAGCAACACUAUCCUCUUUUAUCAAUAUCAUCACUCCUCUCCUUUUCUGUCUCUCCUCCAUGUGCCAUAUCCUUUCUUUGCAAAUCUCAACUUUAUUUCCUCUUAGUUUGGUUUCUGUUAAACAUACCAUGUCUGGUUUGUUUUGUAAGUAGUAAGUUCCAACAGGCUUGACACCAAACCAUCCAUAUUUGUAUACAUAAUUUUUAAACUUUUGCUUGGUGAUCUUCCAUGGCAUCUUUGUGCCACCAUUUCCUCACUCAUGUCCAUAACUUUCCAUAUUAAUCUCCUUGCUUGUUCCUGUGUUCCCCCCUAAUUUUUUUUUACUGUGCCUUUAUUCUCAACUCUUUCAGUUUAUUUCUGUCUUCUUCAUUCAUGUCUCUUUUUAUCCAUAUUUCCUUCAUUCCUUCUACUUUUGUCAAUUUCCUUGUUCUUUGUAAGACAUGUUCUCUGCUGUUUGUGACAUGAAUCUUAAUUUCAUUGGUCUUGUUGCAUUAUCAUCAUACUUUGUGAUCCUGUAAACCUCUUCAGUUAGUUUGACUAUCCCCUCUCCUUCCCUAGCCACUACUGCUAUAAUUUCCUUAGCCCUUUUCACUUCUUUCUCAUUAGCUAUUUUCAUGGGUAGGUUCUUCUCCUUGAUCCCAGAUACCACCACACACAUCUUUCUCUGUACCAUGUCUCACAAGAUUACUUUUUUAUUUUAUUAUUUUAACAACUUUCUUUUCCAUAUCCUUAUUGUGUUCCUGUUAGUUAUCUUAUUAUCUCCUCCAUAUUCACCUUUUAUUGUUGUUCACUUUAUUCUUUCCAACUUUUGACUUCUAUUACAAACUCUCACUUCUCCAACCCUAACCUCUCUCUUGUAAACCUUUCUUUAACUCUUUAUUAUCUUCCUUAAGUUCCUUGAUUUUUUCACAGUUUUUGUUUGUCCACUUUUUUUUGUCACCUCUCAGUUGUUUAUUUUCUUUUCAUCUCCCUCUUCAUCUCUGUUAUAUCACUGGAUAUCUUUUUACAUUGUCACCACCCAUCUCUCUUCCUUUCAUGCCUUUAUUAUUGCUUCUUGUAUUUUCACAUUUUCUUCAAUUUUUCGCAUUUGCUUAUUUGUAUGAGCUACACUGAGAUCAUCUUCCUUGAAAACUUUGAAAAACAUUUGGGUUCUUGCUGGAUGCCAUCUUCCCUGUUGAUGUCACUGCCAGUCUUUACCUAUACACCACUCUCCCAUUUCACCCUUUCAGCCACUCCCUGAUUUACACUUCCCUUUCCCUUGUGCCUGCACCUCGCACAGUUCCCUAAUAUGGAGACAGGACUCAAGCUUGACCCCCCCCCUGCACAACGAAAAAUCUAGGUAAAUCCCUGGAGCUGCUGUUGAUGUGUAUGAUCAGCUGUGUGGCACAGCGGCGUGUGUGUUUGAAUGGUAUGUGCGUGUAAAUGCUAAUGAUACAAGAAAAAAAAAAACUGCAGAUGGUUGAAAUGUUCAUCAAAAAGCACAAUGUGAUAAAAUGUAUGAAUGUAAAUUGAAGUCAUGAGAUAUUUAUGGAGUGGCAUUAUUAAAACCGUUGGGGUUGUCAAAAUUUGUGUAAAGAAGAGCACUGGGAAAUUUGAAGAUGGAGAGGAUUUAUAGUGACCCAAAAAAAUAAGUCUAGGAAGUAUAACAGUGUUACAACCAAUAAUAGGAACACCUUUCCUGGAUACACUGAUUUGAAUAAUUUCUUCCUAAUAAAGCAAGUGCCUUGAGAUACGUGUAGGAUGCCUGGCCCUUGUUGUCUCUUCACCAUGCAAGGCUUUGCAUCUGAAACAUUAAUUUGUACAAAUUAUUUUAGUAAAUUUACUUUUGUCGUAUAGUUUAUGUUGGUUUAUUCUUUUCAUGUGACAAAAGCAAAUCAUAUACACUCACAUAAUAGUAAAACAUACACUUGCAGGAACACACUUACAGGAACAAGGCAGCUGCCAUGUGUUUGUGGACAGCAACAUCAACUUUAGUGAAGUAGUUCGCCAAUAUAUAUAUAUAUAUAUAUAUAUAUAUAUAUAUAUAUAUAUAUAUAUAUAUAUAUAUAUAUAUAUAUAUAUAUAUAUAUAUAUAUAUAUAUAUAUAUAUAAGGUCCACCGUCAGUUGUUGUCAACUUAGUUGCAUACAAACUAACUCUGAUGAGUAUAUCUGUGGAGUUAUGCUCAUAAUAUUGGUUCCUCAGUCUCAUCUGAAAUUCAAAAUUUAGAUAAUUCUUGUACUAAUGUCCUGUGAAAUCAUUCAUAUAAGUUAACACCUGGUUCUCAUCCAGCUCUUUGUAGACAUGCCUUCCACUUCUAAAGAUUUCUACUGUUAAGACUUCUAGUAUUCAUGAUUUUUGACUGAUUCAGAAAGGACUUGUCAGGCUGUAAGUGCAAACUGUUGAGAUUGAUAAUCAUGUUAAGUCUCAGAUUUAAAAAGAAUAAAAAAAAAAAAUGAAAAUACCUUUUGUAUACAAGGGUCUGUAUUAAGACAUUAAGGCACAAAAGCUAUAGUGAACAGGGCAUUGUAAGGGUAGACAUAACUUUUUUGUCAGUGUUGCUCAUUAAUGCCUAGGGUGGGAGGGGGUUAUACAGACACCAGACAGCCUCGCUCAGCGUUUGUAAUAAGAAUACCUGUGUAUAGUUUUUAUUGCUUUCUACUUGUGUGUAAAAUCUUAGAAAAAUAACCCAAAUUUUAGAGCGCUAUCAAAAGUUAUUAAAGAUUGGUGUUUCACCUGCACUGGUAGGCCCUCCUGAUGCACCUCCAUCUCUUAUGGUUGAUACCUCUUCAUAUUGCCUGGUCUGGGUGUCCUGUCAGGUGCCCCGAGAGAUGGUUUCCUCUUGCAAGGGAAGUCCAGCUGGGUGGUGGCAGCCCUGGAGUUGACCUGUGUAAUGACUGAUCCCAUGUUGUGGUCUAGUGUUAAGUAUUUGAUUCUCUAAAUAAGCAUAAGUGUGUGAGAGUGAAUGAAAUGGAGUAAUUGUUAACUUGCAGCUUGCACUAAGCAAGGGAAUGCAGGUGUGUGAAAAAGGGAAGACAUAUUUAAUGUUAUACAGUUGUUAGCUACAAGAAAAUUUUAAUAAUCUUUUUGUAUGUUUCUCUGACAUACAAGUACAAUGUUCCCUUUACGGUGGCAGACCCCAUGUCUUUGUCAUUGGGCUGCUGCUUUGAAGGGGAACUGUGAGGGAAAUGGCACAGUGGGAAAGGGAAAAUUUUACAUCCUGCAGCAAUGUAAGUCAUUUGAUUUUAUUAUUCACAAUGGUUACAUUAUAUCUUCACUUCAAUGGUAUAUUUGCAUUUCAUUGCUGCUUUGUUAUUAUAUACUGUAUUAUGAUUUAUAAAUUAUAAAUUUUAAAUCUUUAAAUUCCUUUAACUGCUUCAGAGAUAAGGUAAAAGUUCAUGAUUAGCUGGUCAUUAGCAUAAAAAUUUCACUCCACACUGCUGAAGUGCCAAUAUUUAGCUGGUCAUAUUAAGGCCUUUGUGUUUAGGCUUCAGAUUAUUAUUAUUAUCAUUAUUAUUAUUAUUAUUAUUAUUAUUAUUAUUAUUAUUAUUAUUAUUAUUAUUACAUUUAUCAUCAUUAUUCAUUUCACAAUUAAUUACUGAUUUUUUUUCAAUCACUACCAGUCCUCAUAUGCCAUUACUCUGUACUCCAUUAAAGGCCAAGCCUGUGCUGGCACAGGCAAUGCAAAGUGGUAUCUGUACCAUCUUGCUGCAUACUGCCAAAGCUAAGUCUGCAGCUGAUCAGGUAAACAUAGGUGACUUGGCAGUCAGGUGUAGUCUUUAUAAAAUCUGGAUUCCAUUAAUGAGGCCAUAUAUAACUUUAGUGUGCAUGCAGUUCCCUAUGACUUGUUCCUUCAAGAGGGAGGUUUAAGACACUUAUUCAUCAAUUUUUGACUACUGCUUUGACCCUUUUAUGGGACUGGCAUUUCAGUGGGCAUUUUUUUUUUUUUUUUUUUUGGAUUUUUGUUGCCCUUGGCCAGUGUCCCUCCUACAUAAAAAAAAAAAAGCAGUCAUAAGCUUCAUAUCUAGACUUGGAAGCAAGUCACUUUGUUUUGAUUCUUCUGUCUUGAUUUUCACUCACUUGGGUAACUGUGUUGUCGUCUUAAUGGAGCACAGUGAAUGGCUAUGAGGAGCCUACAUUUUCUUCUGUUUAUUGUAUGAUUUGUGAAUGUGGUAAUGAUACAUUUUAUAGUGUAUAAGAACUUGGUACUCAACACUGUGUUCUUAGAACUUGGUACUCAACACUGUGAAGAACACAAUCAAGAUUUACAAUUUUCUAUACUCUGGUUGGUUUUAAUGUGCAGCAUUCAGAAUUGUGGGAUUGAAAAUGAGUCAUUGAUAUUGGUAUAAAUUGCAAAAAAUUUUAUUGACAAUUAAUGAUCAUUGUUUACUAGUUUUCUCAACUGGUUUUAUUCCUCUUUGUAAACUGAUUAUUUCUUUGGCACAUAGACCUACUUGUAUCUCAGAUUUCAGUAGAGCAAGUUGUUAGUCACAUGGCCAUGACAUUGUGGUGCAGUGGGAGUUGGUUAAAUGCUACUUUGGUUAUAGAAUCCAGACAGUGAUGUAAAGUGGCGUAGGAUAAAAUGUUUGUAUUACCUUUGCCCACUUGUAAAGUGUUUGGUUGAAUUCAGCAAACUGUACAAGCUUAAAUUAUUGAUGGAAUUAUGGGAGAACUUACAAUAAGAUGACUACAGUCCUAUCACCUCACAUUGUAGACAAAAUCCUUAUUUUGUUACUAAUGAUGUACUGAAUCAUGAAAGAUCCUCCCUGCUUCUGGAAACAAAAAAAAUAGUGGAAAAGUUUAAAUACACAAACCACAUUUUAAAUUUUUGCUUCGUGUAUUAAUUUUCACAAGUACACACUUAAAUUUUUUCCCACUGUCUUCAUUCAGUAUUUAUCUGCUAGUUGUAAAAUAAAAGACAAUAGACAAAUAACCAUCAGUGUAGCCUUGCAUGAUAUUGUAUUAGAUUUCACAAUGGAGCUUUUUCACACGUUCUCUUAUGCCAAUAUGGAAUUGGCAUGCAAUGCCAUAUAGUUAUGUAUAGUCCUUUUAUAUAUGAUAUAUAUAUAUAUAUAUAUAUAUAUAUAUAUAUAUAUAUAUAUAUAUAUAUAUAUAUAUAUAUAUAUAUAUAUAUAUAUAUAUAUAUAUAUGCUCUUCUCCAGAGUAAGUUAAGGUGGCACACAUGAAAAACAGAAUGCAUGAAUACUUAAAUUUCUAUAAAUUUCCAGAAUUUGCUGACACAACUUUGCACUUCUGCUAAAGUGGAAUUCUAAGCAAUUUAAAUUUUAUCCAAAUCCUUUAGAAAAUACUAACAUGCUUAUACUUUCCCUCAGUCACAUUCACAUCUUUGUAAUUUUUCUUUGAAUAAUUUCAUAUAUUUUGCACACUUUUUGUAGCACUUACAUAAUUUUGUACAUGUUUUUGGUAUGCAUGCCCACAUGCACACAAAAUUGGAUAGAUGAAAUGCUCUCUUGGUAUUUUAAAUGUUUUUAAAAAUCAAAACAACCAUAAACCAUAAAAUAUGACAUCUUGACAUGUCCACACAUCUUUUGUGUAUGCUUCAUUAUUAUCAACUAUACCUAAAUGGGAAGCACAUGGCUGCAGAUGAAAUUAAAUGAUGUGUUUAAUGUAACAGCAAAUCAUACAAUGAGAUACUGUUAAUGCUGAUCAAGAGAGAGAGAGAGAGAGAGAGAGAGAGAGAGAGAGAGAGAGAGAGAGAGAGAAUGGUACUUGAGUCAUGUAUGUGAUGCAAUGAUAUAGUUAUGUUGAUAAUAUGGAUCUUUAUAAUUAGGCCAUGUGUUGCUGCAAGAUAAAGUUUUACUGAGUGACCUGUUAUUGCUUUGUAUGCCUUCGACUGUAUUUAAUUACUUAUGUUCCCAUUAUAAACAACAAAUAGCAUUAAUGCUUGUAAUCUUGUAGUCAUUGUAAUAUUUUCUCCUUCGUGUAGUCACAGCCAAUGUUUGAGAGACAUCCACAUUUAUCGCUUCAUUUUGCAUUUUCUGCAAUUUCAAGUCCUCUGAUCUGGUCACAGUUUCCUUACAAAACUUCACAACUAGUGGAUUCUUAGUAGAUCAGAAGGCUUGAGAUUGUGUGGAAAUGUUGAACAGUGAGAAUGAGUGUGGCAGGUUGCCUGACAUGUGGCUGUGACUACCAGUGCCACUUCCCCACUGUGCUGACCCUGUUGAAAAUUCUUAUUAAUGGUUCUGCAUUCUAAUGCCACCCAUCAUGUUGCAGAUCAUCCCACUACUUCCUUCCUCCUUGAACACUAAGUAAGGUUAAGGAAAGUGGUUAACUGGCAAUCAGUAAUACAUAAUAUUAUACUGUACUAACUUUUUUUUUUUCUUAGUGUGUGGAUGCAUUCUGUGUUUUGAAGCUGCUUCCAAUAAAUAGUUAGGUUUUGUAAGCAUCUUUCAUAACUGGGUGCAUUGACAGUUUUAAUACUAAACUUAAAAGUACUGACAGAGUGACAAACUGAAUGACUGCCAUGUGUAAAUGAGUGUGUGAAACUGAGUGUGGAUUCUGUGUAAAGCAAACUUGUCCCUCCUAGCAAGAUGUGAGGUAAGGAUGUACAGCCAUACAUAGAAUAUACCAUACAAGGGGUCAUAGGAAUCAUGAGAUAACAAAUGCACUUGUAUAUUAAUUAAUUUCAUGUUGAGUGAAUGUUAGUUAAGUGCCCAUUAUUGAUGUGCCUGUUAACCAAAAUGUUUUAUAUUCCCAACUUUUUAGAAUGACCUUAGUUUAUGAAAUUGUGCAAUGUUGAGGCACUGAGGACCUACAGAGAAUAUAUAGUUUUCUCCUACUCAGGAUGACCUUUCCCUGUCAAUACUCUAGUGUUCCAUUGUGUUGCAUCACUAGAAGGAAUGCCCCUGUAGGUUACUGAUGGUCAUAGAAGUAACUGUUGUGGGGUUGUUAUUUAUACAAACUGAGAUGGAUUUAAUUCUUUUGCACUGUUAUUAAAUGUUUCCUGUUCAUCCCCUUCACUCCAAAGUAGUCCUGUCCUGCCCUGUCCUCUCAUUCUCUCCCUUAUCCCUACACAUUGUUCAUGUCCCUCCACCUCAUCCUCACACCCGUCUCUUCCUUUCCUUACUUUGUUUCAUUCAUCCCUGUCACCAUCCUAGCCCAUGUUGUAUUUCUUUACCCCUUACCCUUCCUAGUCCUCCAAUAAUGUUAUAGUUCCAUUUUAUUUCAUCAUGUACUGUGUGAAAACCACAAAAAAAAAAUAUAUGAGUAAUCUUUUAAGAAAGAAACAUUUAUUAUUAUUAUAUUGUAAGGCAUGUAUAUAAACCUGUAAAUAAUAAAAUACUUGAAAAUAU